Dendronephthya gigantea is the source of this 3080-nucleotide messenger RNA. Its product is annotated as ARF GTPase-activating protein GIT2-like. Gene Ontology annotation, molecular function: GTPase activator activity; protein binding. The record is from RefSeq and is a predicted model, not a curated record. The transcript has 20 exons. The coding region runs from base 173 to 2422 and encodes 749 amino acids. Lineage: Eukaryota; Metazoa; Cnidaria; Anthozoa; Malacalcyonacea; Nephtheidae. Gene Ontology annotation, biological process: brain development; regulation of ARF protein signal transduction.
AAAAAGGUGGUUAAUUUUUUGGUCAAACCUUCAAAACUGUCAAGGAUGUAAAAUCGAAUGAAAUUGUUUAUAUAUUUGUGACGAUUCUACGCAGAUCUAGGGGGUCACAACUUUGAGAUUAAUGUCAAUGUGAAGAGCGUGUUAUAUAUGUUUUAUUAGCCAAGAAAAGCUAAUGUCGACCCGUGGCAAAUCGCGGAGUUCGAGUGAUAUAUGUGCCGACUGCAGUGCACCGAAUCCAGCAUGGGCUUCGAUAAACCGUGGAGUACUCAUCUGCAAUGAUUGCUGUAGUGUUCAUCGUAGUUUAGGUCGACACAUCAGUCAGGUUCGGCACCUAAAACAUGGCAGUUGGACACCUUCACUUUUACAGAUGGUAAACACAUUAGUGGCAAAUGGAGCCAAUUCAAUCUGGGAGCAUUCCCUACUUGAUCCAAAUCAGAUUAAAAGUGGAAUUAGAAAACCGACUCCGAAAGAUCCUAUACUAACAAAAGCAAACUUUAUAAGAGCAAAAUAUCAGAUGUUGUCUUUUGUUCACCGGCUGCCUUGUCGGGAUGACGAUGAAAUAUCAACUGCGGAUCUUAGCCAGCAACUUCACUCAAGUGUAAGAACUGCCAAUUUGGAGACUUCAUUAAGGUUACUCUCGUUAGGUGCACAGCCCAAUUACUAUUUUCAGGAGAAAGGCAAUUGCCCUCUUCACAUAGCUGCAAAUGCUGGUCAGUUACUUCAAGUUGAAUUGCUGUGCGUUCACGGUGCUGACCCAUCACUAUUAGAUAGCGAAGGAAAAGCGCCGUUGGAUUAUGCAAUGGAUGGUGGUCAUAUGUCACUGGUCGAAAGAUUGAUCAAUUUACAAUGUGAGGUCACCGAUAGAUUAACCUACUAUUUAUGUGGAAGAAAGCCUGACCAUAAAGACGGACACAAGUUUUUCAUCCCAGCAAUGGCUAACAGCUCCUUAGAUUUAUCAGAAAGUGCAAAACUUGCGAAGCAAAAACUACAAUUAUUAAGUAACCAUCUCUUUGAAGAACUCUCUUCAGAUGUUUAUGACGAAGUCGAUAGACGUGAGACGGAUGCAAUUUGGCUAGCCACGCAGAACCAUAGUGAUUUUGUUAGCGAUCGUACGGCUGUGCCCUUUCUUCCUGUCAAUCCUAGUUACUCGUCCACCAGAAACCAAGGUCGACAGAAACUCGCACUGUUUAAUGCUCAAGAAUUUUCCACGUUGGUUCUCGAUAUUGUUAUCGAUGCGAGAAGACGUGAAAUGGGUUCACAACUCGACUUGAAUGAAGUAGAGUUCAUGGAAAACGAAUUGGAAGGAGACGGUCAUGAUUACGAUGAAGUCGCCAGCGAUGAUGGAUUGCUUGAGCCUAUCAACGAAACUCGUGAAACGGAGAAAGUAGUGAUAGCUAAGAGUAAACACAUUGAAAACAAAACAGAGAACGUAGUUUCAGAACCAGCAAGAGAAGCAGAAGAGCCGGAAAGAGAGUUUGUGCCAUUCAAGACGGACAUCCCAGAGCCGGCCGAAGAAUACAGAGAUUUCGUGCCAAUUGCACAAUACAAGAAGCUCCAAAAGUCGUUAUUCGAAUCACAGGAAAUUGUAAAUGAAUUAUCUCGCGAAAAGGAAGGCCUUCUCAAAGAAAUCAGCGUGUUACAGACUGUGGUUCAAACAUUGAAAGAUGAAAUCUCGAAUCAAGAAGUGUUUGCACCAACUGAAAAGGAGCCGAAAACGAACGGGCAUUUGCAGGUUGAAGAUCAUAAAACAAGCAUUGUGGAUGAAAAUGAUCAAAAUAUGGAUGACGAGGAUUCAGAUGACAUGGUCGAUAUUAGUGAAAUUAAAAGUUACGAAGCUCCACGAUUGCUUCUCGACAAGUCUCGCGACGCACGCGGCUCAAAUUCGUCUGGGAAAAUGUACGAUAAUGUCCCGAAGACGCCGCCGAAGUCUAACGACGGCGGUUCGUUCUUUGAAGAUGAUCAAGAAAGAGUCAAUACUGAUCCUGACGAAUACAUGAAACAGGAGCUUGAAGACGAGGCUCGUCGCAUUAUGAAUGAAGCUGACAGUCUCAUCAAUCUUUCUCAACCUCGCCUCACGAAGGAAGAGGUCGUCCUUUGCACGGAACAAAUUACAAAACGCAUCCAGGAAUUACUACUUGCAGCUCAAGCCGGAACUCACAGCAGUUUUAUACCUUGUUCAAAUAAUAUCCUAUUCGCAGUCAAGAAUAUGACAUCCUUAUUUCCCGAGAAUCCGCCGGUAAUGGCAGUCCAGGCUGCCUUGGAUCUUAUGAACCAGAGUGCUGUACGACUGGAGGUGGAAUGUAAAAACACCGUUCUCCCGGAAAACUCAAUCGACAUGGCCCAGUUGACACAGCAGGUCAUUCAGUGUGCGUACGAUAUCGCGAAGGCUGCCAAGGAGCUGGUGACUACCGUAGCUUAUUAAUAAAGAUUUAGUAUAGAGAUUAGAUAUGGUAAUCCUCACACCUUCUGCAACGCGUUGGCAUGACCAAAGUAUCCUCCAAAAAGGGUAGUGUUUAUACAGGAAUGGAGGGCGGCUGCUAGCUAUAGGGUGGGUACCAGCACCAGCUGUCAGAGUCAGAGAUAUGCCGGAUAGAAAAACAGAAGGUGCUGCCUGCAGUCUCAGAUUGACCUUUACACGAAAAAGAAUACUCCAAAAACUACAGUCCAAAUUUUUAUUAAGGACCAAUUUUCUAAGAUAUGAACUUUUACCCUCCAAAUUUCUACUUCACCUGCACCUUCCUCUGGCUUAGGUGCGACCACCCUUAGCAUAUUCAUUCCUGUGUCGAUACCAGGGAAAAUGAACAUGCGCAAUCUGUAAAGCACAUGCGAACAGAUGCUGAACGGUUUGCACACCAGGGCUUUUAACAAAUCAUUUUUCCUGGUCUUUUACCGCGCUACAGCAACACCAUGCACUUUUCAGGUCAGGGAUAAUUUCAGAACAAACAUGGUUAAUGAUAUUUCAAGACUAAUUUGUAAAUAAGAUUAGAGGCAGUUAUUUUUAUACAAUUUAUCAACUACCUAAUAUCACUAAGUUUAUAUUUAAAUCCCGCAUGUUGUGCUUAAAAAUAUUGAAGUUCCUU